Lotus japonicus is the source of this 2660-nucleotide messenger RNA. Its product is annotated as YTH domain-containing protein ECT2-like. Bases 212 to 2164 code for a protein of 650 amino acids. Gene Ontology annotation, cellular component: cytoplasm. Gene Ontology annotation, molecular function: mRNA binding. The transcript is spliced from 8 exons. Lineage: Eukaryota; Viridiplantae; Streptophyta; Magnoliopsida; Fabales; Fabaceae. The record is from RefSeq and is a predicted model, not a curated record. Gene Ontology annotation, biological process: mRNA destabilization.
AGUGAAGAAUCUCUCUCUCUACAAUCUCUCUCUCUCUUUCUCUUUCUACUCCACUUGUUUCUGGUUUUUCUCUGAAUGCUUCACCGUUUCGUGUUCAUGGUUAGGGUUUCGUGAUUCGAUUCACAAGAUGUUGCAGAACCCCUUUGCUUCAUCGCUGAGCAUGCAUUGAUUGAUUUUCUCCUUCUUCGUUUUCGGUGGUGGCUGUUCUGGUAUGGAAACGUAUAAUGUUCCUGAAACUAGAAACCCGGAUGCUUUCUUGGUUGAAGGUGCUGAUAUAAACUCACACUUCCCAAGCCCAAAUCUCGAGCAAACUGAAGUCAUGAUUAACGAAGGAACCUCUGAGUUUGUUGUUGACCAGAACAUGUAUUACCCUGCUGCCACCAAUUAUGGUUAUUACUGUACAGGAUUUGAAUCACCCGGGGAAUGGGAGGACCAGAAUAGGAUUUUUGGUGUAGAUGGUCCGGAUAUUCAGUACUCGGGUGCACAAAAUGAAAGUUUGCCAUAUGUAUAUUAUAGCUAUGGAUAUGCACAGUCUCCAUACAAUCCAUAUAAUCCUUACAUUCCCGGUGCUGGGAUAGGAGUUGAUGGCACAUAUGGUGGGGAACAACAAUAUUACACCCUCCCCAAUUAUCAAACCGCUGUUUCUUCACCUGGUUAUGGUCCCUUUGUUCAACCAGAAUUUUUUCCCGAUAGUUCUGCAAACUCCUUGAAUGGAGCCAGUGCUUCUGUCAGUAAACCUGAUGGAAGAGGUUUUAAACCAAAGUUCAAUUCAGCUUCUGGUAACUUUUCUAGGAGCUCUUCAAAAAAUUUAUCAAAUCAGACGAGUUACUUGGCCAGGGCAUCAGAAGGGCCAAGAGCUCAUGAUGGUAGGAAGCAAGAUCUGACACAUGCUAGUGUUUCUGGGAGUAGUUUUCAAAAUUUAGCUUCAUCAGCCAUCAAUCAGACUGCAGUCAGUAAACCUAGGCCGAAGGCUCAGAUCAACAAAGUAUCAAGCGAUGAAAAUGGAAGCUCUGAUAUAUUAAGCGAGCAAAAUCGAGGCCCUAGAAUUAGUAGAUCAAAACAUCAGCUCUGUGUGAAAGCUUAUACAACUAAGGCCGGAGAUGGUAAUGAGCAAGGGAACAUAAUCAUUUGUCCUGAUCAAUAUAACAAGGAGGAUUUUCCUCUUGACUACAAAAAUGCAAAGUUUUUCGUUAUAAAAUCAUACAGUGAGGAUGAUGUGCACAAAAGCAUUAAAUAUAAUGUUUGGUCAUCUACACCUCAUGGAAACAAGAAGCUAGAAAAUGCUUUUGAGGAUGCAAAGAAAAUAGCUGCUGAAAAAUCUGGAAUCUGCCCUAUCUUCCUAUUUUUUUCGGUUAAUGCAAGUGGUCAAUUCUGUGGAGUUGCGGAAAUGACUGGUCCAGUUGACUUUAAUAAGGAUAUGGACUUUUGGCAGCAGGAUAAAUGGAGUGGCAGCUUUCCAGUAAAGUGGCAUAUCCUAAAAGAUGUACCAAAUGGAAAUUUCAGGCACAUUAUUCUAGAGAACAAUGAAAACAAGCCAGUGACUAAUAGCCGAGAUACACAGGAGAUAAUGUAUUGGAAAGGAUUGGAAAUGCUGAAAAUUUUCAAAAAUCAUACUUUGAGGACAUCUUUGCUUGAUGAUUUUAUGUACUAUGAAAACCGUCAGAAGAUCCUGCAGGAUGAGAAAGCCAAGUAUCUAACCAAGAGUUUUGAAAGUCCAUUGUAUAUACCAGCAUUGGAAACUCCUCGAAAGCUGAAUUUUAUGGUUGAUAUGCCUUCAGGACACGAUGAGAAGAAUUCCAAGCUUACGGAUGAUUUUGAAAGUGCGAAACAGAAUUCAGUUUCAACUCCUGAGCAGAUUGUUAGUAAUUCUGAUGCCACAAGCACCAAGCCUGUGGAUGUGCAGACUGAGAAAUCUGCAGCUAAUAAAAACGAUAUUUCCUCCAUCUUAAAGAUUGGUUCAGUCACUAUUACCCCUAAAGCGGUUGAGACUAAACAGUCUGGUAAAGAACCAUUUGAUUUUCUUACAGUUGGCUCAAUGCAAGUCAAAGUUAAUGGGCUUGCUGCAUCUUCUGGUCUCUUGAAGGUUGGCAGUAUCCCACUUGAUGCAAAAGCAUUACAGCAGGAAAAAGUAGAUGCUGCUGUUAAACGUGAAUCUCUACCUUAAAUGUGUACAUGCAUUUCAUGGCACAGUCUGGGAUCUAGUGCACUUCGGUAAAGUUGGACCAAUGUUUGUCCGAUUGUAUGAUGCAAUUGGGAAGUUGAGUUUCCUUUCGAUCUUCCAUUAUUGAUCUGAAUUUUUCUAGUUUAUUUGCUAAUGAUGAUUUUAUACAAUGGAUGUCAUGGGUUUUUGAGUUUGAGCAGUGGUGAUUUUGGUGACUCAAGCUUCUGUAUCAGUAUAACAGCGUGAUCCUCUUUUUUGCAUUUCGCCUGUUGGUGCUCAAGAUCCAUAAGUCAGUUUUCAUUGCGAUUCAUCGAUCUAUGUUGAGGAAGCCUGCAAAACUUCUCACCGUUUUCAUUUUGUGAUUCUGUUUUAUUAACAAAAUCUCAUUUCUGCUCUGUUGUUUAGGAUCUGUUUCAUUUUGAUUUGGUUUAAAGAUGAGGGAAUGUAACAAAUGACUGAAUGAGAGAUUAUUGUUUAACAUGAUAGCAGUACAUCUUUA